Chaetomium strumarium is the source of this 1857-nucleotide messenger RNA. Its product is annotated as L-Aspartase-like protein. Gene Ontology annotation, molecular function: fumarate hydratase activity. NCBI's taxonomy places the organism in Eukaryota, Fungi, Ascomycota, Sordariomycetes, Sordariales, Chaetomiaceae. Bases 116 to 1732 code for a protein of 538 amino acids. Gene Ontology annotation, biological process: fumarate metabolic process; tricarboxylic acid cycle; malate metabolic process. The transcript is spliced from 3 exons. Gene Ontology annotation, cellular component: mitochondrion; tricarboxylic acid cycle heteromeric enzyme complex. The record is from RefSeq and is a predicted model, not a curated record.
UGAUACCAUUCGCUAGAAACAAACAGAUUUCCGCAGGCGCAAUCGCCUCACUUCAACUUUUUGGUCCACGCUCCGCACUUGGUGCAGCUCGGCUUUUGGUCAGUCGACUUCCAGCAUGCUUCGAUCGUUUCGCAUUGCCGGGCCCGCAGCCCGCGGCAACCUUGGUGUGCCGAGGACAGCCCUUAUUAGGCCGCUGAGCACAUGUCAAAAAGCGUCAAUCACUGCGUCAUACCACGUUACAGCUCCGUCACGGACAAACCGCCUCACAACCCCCGCGAUCCAGCACCAAAGAUACUUCCACGGCAGCGCAACAAGGAUGGCAGCAAAGACGAGGACGGAGAGCGAUGCCUUCGGUGAGAUUCAGGUCCCGGCCGACAGGUACUGGGGAGCGCAGACGGAGCGCUCCCUCGAGAACUUCCGCAUCAAUCAGCCCCAGGACCGGAUGCCACCGCCCAUAAUCAGGGCUUUCGGUAUCCUGAAGGGAGCUGCUGCGACGGUCAACAUGCGCUAUGGCCUUGACCCCACCAUCGGCAAGGCCAUUCAGCAGGCGGCCAAGGAGGUCGCGGACCUCAAGCUGAUCGACCACUUCCCCCUCGUCGUCUGGCAGACCGGCUCCGGCACUCAAUCCAACAUGAACGCCAACGAGGUGAUCAGCAACCGGGCAAUUGAGAUCCUCGGCGGCACGAUGGGCACCAAGAAGCCGGUGCACCCUAACGACCACGUCAAUCGCUCGGCUUCAUCCAACGACACCUUCCCGACCGUUAUGCACAUUGCCGCCGUGUUGGAGAUCGAGGGCGAGCUGCUUCCGGCUCUUCGCAGCCUCCGCGCCGCGCUCCAGGCCAAGGUGGAGGAAUUCGAGGCGAAGAAGAUCAUCAAGAUUGGCCGCACCCACCUGCAGGAUGCCACUCCCCUCACUCUCGCUCAGGAGUUCAGCGGAUAUGUCGCACAGCUCGACUUCGGCAUCAAGCGCGUCGAGAGCGCUCUGCCGGACCUGCGCCUCCUGGCCCAGGGCGGUACUGCGGUCGGCACGGGCAUCAAUACCUUUGAAGGCUUCGCCGAGGCCAUUGCGGAGGAGGUCAGCAAGAUGACGGGUACCGAGUUCAAGACGGCUCCCAACAAGUUUGAGGCGCUGGCCGCCCACGAUGCCAUCGUGCAGGCGCACGGAUCUCUCAAUACGCUCGCCGCGUCGCUCAACAAAAUCGCGCAAGACAUCCGCUAUCUCGGGAGCGGUCCUCGGUGCGGUCUUGGCGAGCUGAUCCUGCCCGAGAACGAGCCCGGCAGCUCCAUCAUGCCGGGCAAGGUCAACCCGACGCAGUGUGAGGCACUCACGAUGGUGUGCGCUCAGGUCAUGGGCAACCACGUUGCUUGUACCAUCGGCGGCAUGAACGGGCAGUUCGAGCUCAACGUCUACAAGCCGCUGGUCAUUCGCAACCUGCUCCACAGCAUCCGGCUACUGGCGGACGGCAUGCGCAGCUUUGAGAAGAAUCUGGUUGUCGGCCUGCAAGCCAACGAGGAGAAGAUUUCCAGCAUCAUGAAGGAAUCGCUCAUGCUUGUGACCUGUCUCAACCCCAAGAUCGGCUACGACAUGGCUAGCAAGGUGGCCAAGAACGCGCACAAGAAGGGCCUGACGCUCAAGGAGAGCGCCAUGGAGCUGAAGGCGCUGACUGAGGAGGAGUUCGACGCGCUCGUGAGACCCGAGCUCAUGGUCGGCCCCAAGCCCUACAAAGGCUAGAUUCAUAGCGCUAGCUCUGUCCGAUCAGCACGGUAGGAUAGCCUGGAGAGUUCUUGUGCUCGACUAUGCGCCCGAACAGGGGACGCAACGCGGCGAUUGUCAUAAGCAUCGCUGAGCCAAGUGAA